AUUUGUCUUCCUGAAAAGGCUACAAGUUUAAAAAGUGUCAAAAUAAUUUUGAUUUUUGAUUUAUCUAUCUGUUAGAGUAGCUAACUGACACUGACAAAAUCUGACAUUGCUUAGUAUGAACUUAUGAAGUAAUUAAUUUCUCAAUAAAUCUGUAUUAUUCAUUAAAUAGAUUAUUCUAUUUGAAGAUUCUUAGCUUUAGCAUCAGAAUUUAAGAGUUGAAAUGAAUAGAGACUACGAUCACUUGCUAAAGCUCCUCAUCAUUGGAGAUUCAGGGGUGGGGAAGAGCUCCCUGUUGUUGCGCUUUGCCGACAACACAUUCACUAGCAACUACAUCAACACCAUUGGCGUGGACUUCAAAAUUCGAACCCUUGAUGUGGAUGGUCAGAAAGUGAAGUUACAUAUCUGGGAUACGGCUGGCCAAGAGCGAUUCAGAACUAUCACAUCCACGUAUUAUCGAGGCACUCACGGCGUCAUUGUUGUAUACGAUAUCACAAAUGGAGAGAGUUUUGCCAACAUCAAAAGAUGGCUACAUGAAAUCGACCAAAAUUGUGAUGUUGUUAACAGAAUAUUGGUUGGCAACAAGUGUGACUGUAAAGACAGGCAAGUAGUCUUGCCAGAAGAUGCCCGAAGGUUUGCUGAGCGUAUGGAAAUAAAGCAUUUUGAGACCAGUGCCAAAAACAACACAAAUGUGGAUGAGCUGUUCAUGACGCUGACGCGCAUGGUGCUUCGCAACAAGCAAGAACAGAAGGAGCAGCAGGCUGGGGGCAAGGACAAAAUCAACCUACACAGCAACAAGCCACGCAAGAACAAGCAGUGCUGCUAACAUUCAAUUAGCAUCCCUUAGUUUAAAUGUCAUUAGUUGUAUUUGCCUAAUGCUACUGGUUGGCUCUGCCCACGCAAUAUUUGUCGAUUUGUGUCUUCUUGCAUUUUUCUUUUAUAUUUCUUUGUGUUAGUCAGAUUAUAUAUGGAAAUGUAGUUGAAUAAUAACUUAUCUCGAGUUUGGCUACUCUCUUAUACUUACACAAUUAUUUGUGGUGUUAAUGAAUAUGUGGAUUAGUUGUGAAGUUUAUGUAACUACAUUCCGUCUGAAGAUGUGGUGCUGUUUGACUGACUUGAGGGCAAUUGUAGUCUUCAUCUCUGACAGCGAGUAAAUGCCUAAAAUGUAUGGUGUAAUUUGUGUGUAAUUU
This is a messenger RNA of Hyalella azteca, 1187 nucleotides long. It is a transcript of the gene Rab35, whose product is annotated as ras-related protein Rab-35. Gene Ontology annotation, molecular function: GTP binding; GTPase activity. NCBI's taxonomy places the organism in Eukaryota, Metazoa, Arthropoda, Malacostraca, Amphipoda, Hyalellidae. Bases 221 to 823 code for a protein of 200 amino acids. The transcript is spliced from 5 exons. The record is from RefSeq and is a predicted model, not a curated record.